CAAUGGCAACGCCUCUCGAUCUCCCACAGUUUCUCGGCUAUUGUCUUACGGUUCUCACGUGUAAAUGUGCGUAUGCAGACCGGAUUGAGACUCUGCUAUUACUGUAUUCGAUUUUAGUACAGUUACGCCCGCGGGGAGCUUCGGCGCUGUGUUUAGCUCGGCCGUGACUCACGCACCCGUGCUUGAUUUACGUGGUUUUUGAUUCUUGCAAUAUAUCAAUUUUGUAUUGUUUAGUGGAGAAAGGUUCUUUUAUAGGGCAUGGGCACCUCAAAGCCUGGGAACAGGACUGCCCAUUGUGCACAGUAAUGUUUUCAGCUAUUGCAUACAAAUUAUCUACGACUUUUCUUGAAGAGCAAAAGGUGUGCGCGGCAGCAGCGAGCGCGAUGUCAAAGAAGCCGGCGGCGCAGCCCACGCUGCACAAGGUGAUCAUGGUGGGCUCGGGCGGCGUGGGCAAGUCAGCGCUCACGCUGCAGUUUAUGUACGACGAGUUUGUCGAGGACUACGAGCCCACAAAGGCCGACAGCUACAGGAAGAAGGUGGUGCUGGAUGGCGAGGAGGUGCAGAUCGACAUCCUAGAUACAGCGGGACAGGAAGACUACGCGGCCAUUAGGGACAAUUACUUCCGCUCUGGUGAAGGUUUCCUGUGCGUAUUUUCAAUCACUGAGCCGGAAAGUUUCGACGCCACGCAGGAGUUUAGGGAGCAGAUCCUGCGGGUGAAGAACGACGAGAACAUUCCGUUCCUGCUGGUGGGUAACAAGUCUGAUUUGGGCGACAAGCGGCGCGUGCCGCUGGACGCGUGCCGCGAGCGCGCGCACGCCUGGCAAGUGCCCUACGUGGAGACCUCCGCCAAGACGCGAGACAACGUCGACAAGGUGUUCUUUGACCUGAUGCGGGAGAUCCGCUCGCGCAAGUCGGACGACAGCCGCGCCGCCAACGGCAACGUGCGCGACAAGGUCAAGCGGAGAAAGAUCAAAUGCGCCAUCUUGUAGGCCCCGCCCCGCCCCCGCCCCCGCCACACAGCCGCAGGAGACACGCGCGCCAUCUGUAUAGAUCGUAUCUAUGACGUUCGCACGUUUUGGUGCUGGUAUUUUGUUGAAUACUGUUCCUAAUGAAGUAGUCUGUGACGUCACGAAGCGCGCAGGAAUGUAACGAGCUCAUUGCGAACAGAAUUCUAUAAAUAUGUUUGUUACGUUAUGAAACGUUACGCUUGUGCGUUAUUUUGUAAUUAUAUUUAGUGUCUAAAUAUUUUUUUGAUCUGAACAAGAAAUGCAUAGAUGAAGAUAGUCUUACAUGAAGUGGUAAAAUUUGAAUGCGAUAAUAUUUUGUGUAAAGAUGUACUUUUUCGUUUGAUGUUUUAAAUUGUCAGUGCAGUGUUGAGGUCCGCUCAUUACUCGUUUAGUGUGUAGGGUCGUGGGCAGGUGCGGGCGCGCGCCGCUGCACGGUGACACGGCAGCAGGCUAUUGUGUCGUGUCGCUCUGUGUCGGCGCGUGUCCGUCCGCACGUGAACACGUUGUAUUUAUUACUUAGCUCGUAAGUGCUAAUUGUGUAUUGGAUUGCAUUGUGUCUGUGUUUAUAGAAAUAUUUUAUUGUCAACAGCUUGAGCUCGGGCACACGAGUAGUGGCCGUGUUCUAUGGUCAAAGUUAAAGCAUGCCUGUAUCGCUAACAUAUAAUUUGUAUUUUAAUAUAUUAAUAAUUUAAAUGCACCUGAAUAACAAAAUAUUUCUAUAAAACUAGGCAAGCUACCGCGGCGGUGUCCGGGGCCGCGCGAGCCAGCACGCCGCAUUGCAGCUCACUUUGUUUGCUUUGUUAUUUAUGAUAAUAAGCAUAACAUUUAAAGUUUGAAAAUACGUUAUUUUAUCGAGAAUACCGAAACAUGAUAUGUAUUAUUUUUUAAUAUUCCACCAAGGUAAUAUCGAAAUAGAUAUUUUACAUUGCGUGCGCUCGUGCCGUGUCCCGGCGACCGCUCGUUAAGACUUACUGUAGGUGACUGUACUGCGACUGCUUGAUAUCUGUGUAAAUGUUGCCGCUGCCGGGAUAUGGACCACUGACCUCUAUAAAUGGACAGGCUAAAGACGUGGUAUAAUGUGCCACAGAUAUAAAUAACUGUAAUUAACAUUCUAACGAAGCAAUAGCUGUCAUUACCAAGGACCAAUCUAUUUAUACAGUUCAGUGGGUGUGGACUGUGUUAGCUGUCUCGCUCACUCAUACCACUUAAUGAAAAAUGAUAUGAUAUUCAUGAAAACGUCGUUAUUGAUGGCUGACAUAGUCAAUAAGUCCUAUUCAUAGAAAUAUUAGGAAACAGUACAUUUGCCAUCUGUUUUAUGGUUUUUAAUGCAAAAUGAUUUUAUCUUAUUUUAAUUUUUAAAAAAAUAUCCUUGUUUUAAUUUUAAUGAUAUGUUUUAGAACAGUUUGAAUGGAACUAUCUAUGAAUAGGGCGUGAUUUAGAUAUUUAGUUUGCAACAUUAAUUUAAUGUCGGAUUUAUGUAUAAAAAAUAUUCUACUGAUGCAAUCGUGGCAGUUUAUUUUAAGUAUCUUUCACAUUCUAUCGCCUUUGUUGCAUGUUAUAUUCAAAUUAUAUUUCGUUUGAAAUUUAAUGUCGGCUUCUCGGCUCUUAUUUCAUUUCCAUAGUUUUAAAUAUGUUUAGUAAUCACUGUACUUCAUUAUUUAUAAUACGGAAUAAUGUAUGAUUCCUAUAUGUUAGAAAUUGCUAGCAAAUAUGUAGGAUAUAUGUAAAUUUGUACGCAUUUUGUGUCUGAUAAUCUCAAAUAAGUCAAGAAUUGUACGACCAACGAAAAUUCCAUAAACAAUAUUGUAUAUUUCGUGUCAUUGUUUAAAAGAAACUCCAUUUUCAUAGUAAACUUUUAUGAUGGGAUAUUUAAUAAUUUUUAAUAUAGAAAUAUAUAAUUGUCAAGUAAUAUAAGUGUAUAUUUUGAAUACAGACAUUGUCGCACGCCGCGCAUGCAUCCGCAUAACUGCCAAUGAAAACGCAGGUCUUGAAUGUUUAUAAUCUGUACACAUUUGACAGCUGUCAGACUGACAUACACUUAGCAUGGAGCCUUUUUCACUAUAUUAGGCGUAAUUAAAUAUGUCUUGUGAAGUUCCAGUAGGUCAGAAUUGAAUAUGACACAGAGUUGGGUCAUAACUUCGAUCUUUAAUGGCACUAUUAAACUGUAACGUAAUCUGUUUUGUACUCAGAGUAGUUCCUAAGUGUUGAUGUGUAGAGGCGUGCCAUUAUCGAUUGUUUCUGACCUACCCACUACACCCGGCGAGAUGUAUAAGUGCGGUGUGUACACUCGAAUAUUGUGGUAAUGGAUCGAGCAAAAUAUACAGAUUUACAAAACUAA
Papilio polytes (common Mormon) is the source of this 3345-nucleotide messenger RNA. RefSeq names its product ras-related protein Ral-a (gene Rala). Gene Ontology annotation, biological process: Ras protein signal transduction. The record is from RefSeq and is a predicted model, not a curated record. NCBI's taxonomy places the organism in Eukaryota, Metazoa, Arthropoda, Insecta, Lepidoptera, Papilionidae. Gene Ontology annotation, cellular component: plasma membrane. The transcript has 5 exons. Bases 306 to 989 code for a protein of 227 amino acids. Gene Ontology annotation, molecular function: GDP binding; GTPase activity; GTP binding.